Oncorhynchus nerka (sockeye salmon) is the source of this 5371-nucleotide messenger RNA. Its product is annotated as dual specificity testis-specific protein kinase 1-like. Gene Ontology annotation, cellular component: nucleus; cytoplasm. Gene Ontology annotation, biological process: actin cytoskeleton organization; protein phosphorylation. NCBI's taxonomy places the organism in Eukaryota, Metazoa, Chordata, Actinopteri, Salmoniformes, Salmonidae. The transcript has 10 exons. Bases 313 to 1335 code for a protein of 340 amino acids. Gene Ontology annotation, molecular function: protein serine/threonine kinase activity; ATP binding. The record is from RefSeq and is a predicted model, not a curated record.
GACUGUUUCACCCCCGCUCCGCCGUGCAACCGCUUUCACACCCUGAGUGGCGAGUGCGUUGGUUGGAGACUGAAGAGCCAAACUGCACACGGAAACAGUGCAUAGCGCACCGAAUUCGGAUCACAGUGUAUCCUACGUAGCUAACGAAGUUCAAAUAUAUCACUGUGUAGAAUAUAAUCAGUACAUUUCUGGGGGAACACUUUACUCUUUAUAAACGAAUUGGACUGUUGUUAUAACGAUCUUCUGGAUAAAGACUAUAACUACUGGGUAUUGCACUGACUGGCGGCCAGUGCAUUUCCCCCCAUCCUCAAGAUGCAUAUGAAUAGCUUAUUAAAUCAAUGGACAGACAUCACUCCCCACUCCAGGAUGUGUGACUGUGACGUGGAUGUGUCCUCAGAGCCCACCAGCCCCAGGCUCUAUGGUGAGUCCUCUGACAAAUACUACCAUGUGGACCGCUGGCAGAAGCUCCGCACCGCCGUCCGCAAGCUGGAGUUCUGGGAGAACUUCACCGCCGAGCUCAUCGGGAGCGGCUUCUUCUCCAAAGUCUACAAGGUGAUUCAUAGUACGAGCCAUAAGGUGAUGGUGGUGAAGAUCUAUAAGAAUGAUGUGGACCAGGAUAGCAUCGUGCGUGAGAUCAGCCUACUGCAAAAACUCUCCCAUCCCAACAUAGUCAGGUAUCUGGGGAUAUGUGUGAAGGAAGAUAAACUCUACCCUAUUUUAGAGUAUGUUAGUGGAGGAUGUCUGGAGGAACUGUUGGCCAGGAAGGAUGUGUCUCUGUGCUGGAGGGAGAAGGUGGACCUGGCCUGUGACAUCACCAGAGGAAUGAUCUACCUGCAUUACAAGAACAUCUACCACAGGGACCUCAACUCAAAGAACUGUCUGAUCCGUGUGACGGCGCGGGGCAGGGAGGCCCUAGUCACAGACUUUGGCCUGGCCAGAGAGGUGGUGGAGCUGCCGGUUAAAGACCCAGAGAGGAAGCUCUCCCUGGUGGGAUCUGCCUUCUGGAUGGCCCCGGAGAUGCUGCGUGGGGAACCCUACGAUCGCAAGGUGGAUGUAUUUUCCUUUGGAAUUAUGCUCUGUGAAAUACUGGCAAGGAUCCCUGCAGACCCAGAGAUUCUACCAAGAACCCAGGACUAUGGCCUGGAUGUGAGUGCAUUUAGGGAGCUGGUGGGCGGGUGUCCUCAGCGGGUGUUGGAGCUGGCAGCCAGCUGCUGUCUGAUGGAGUCCUUCAGGAGACCAGCAUUCACAGAGCUGCUGGAUGAACUGGGGGAGAUUGCUGAGACUCUGGAACCGCCCCCUAACCCGCCCCCUAACUCAGAGCUGACUACUGGGUGAGCUGCCUAGGUUGGCCGAAGCCCCACCCACCCAUCUAUCCUGAGGAGGACUGGAGGAUUUGGGAUUUGUAUAUGGGCUCAAUCCCAAAUGGCACAUUAUUCCUUAUAUAGUGUACUAUGUUUUACCAGAGCCUUGUGCCAGAUCUGGUCAAAAGUAGUGCACUAUAUAGGGAAUAGUGUACCAUUUGGGAAGCAACAAUAGACAGUUGCACAGGGGCAGGGGCACAACACUUCACCAGGAUGACCUCUCUACAGGGGCUGACCUCUGUUUGUGCCUGCCUACACUGCACCUAAACUGCACCUACAGAUGUGGCGGGGGGUAGCUCCACAGUUUUCAAGUGAGACCCUGGUGGAAUAAUGGAUGGAAUAGACAGUAUGUAUCUUGAAGAGAGGGUUUCUUUGGAAGGUUUCUUUGGAAGCUUUAUUUGACCAGUUCACACACUUUUUGUACAAGUGAUAGAAAUUGGGCAUAAUUUUGCUUAACGGCAUGUCUUUCCUUAACUUACAUUUUCUUAAUCUUAAUCUCAUAAACUGCUUUUUUGUUUAAAUUUGUUGAUGUUGUUGUUAAUGUUUAUGACAGUGUUUCGUGAUGUAACUGAUGAUGAUGAGGAUAAACAUGAUGAUGAGGAGGAUGGUGAUGGAGGAUGAUGGUGAUGGUGAUGGAGGAUGAUGGUGAUGGAGGAUGAUGGUGAUGGAGGAUGAUGGUGAUAGUGUUGGAGGAAGAUGGUGAUAGUGAUGGAGGAUGAUGGUGAUGGAGGAGGAUGGUGAUGGAAGAGGAUGGUGAUGGAGGAUGAUGGUGAUAGUGAUGGAGUAUGGUAAUGGAGGAUGAUGGUGAUGGAGGAGGAUGGUGAUGGAGGAGGAUGGUGAUGGAAGAUGAUGGUGAUAGUGAUGGAGUAUGGUAAUGGAGGAUGAUGGUGAUGGAGGAUGAUGGUGAUGGAGGAUGAUGGUGAUAGUGUUGGAGGAAGAUGGUGAUAGUGAUGGAGGAUGAUGGUGAUGGAGGAGGAUGUGAUGGAAGAGGAUGGUGAUGGAGGAUGAUGGUGAUAGUGAUGGAGUAUGGUAAUGGAGGAUGAUGGUGAUGGAGGAGGGUGGUGAUGGAGGAGGGUGGUGAUGGAGGAGGGUGGUGAUGGAGGAGGAUGGUGAUGGAGGAGGAUGGUGAUAGGGGAUGAUAGUGAUGGAGGAUGAUGGUGAUGGAGGAGUAUUGUGAUAGUGAUGGAGGAGUAUUGUGAUAGUGAUGGAGGAUUAUGGUGAUAGUGAUGGAGGAUGAUGGUGAAGGAGGACGAUGGUGAUGGAAGAGGAUAGUGAAUGAGGAGGAUUGUGAUAGUGAUGGAAGAGGAUGGUGAUGGAGGAGGAUUGUGAUAGUGAUGGAAGAGGAUGGUAAUGGAGGACGAUGGUGAUAGUGAUGGAGGACGAUGGCGAUGGAGGAUGAUGAUGAUAGUGAUGGAGGACGAUGGUGAUGGAGGAGGAUGGUGAUGGAGGAUGAUGGUGAUAGUGAUGGAGUAUGGUAAUGGAGGAUGAUGGUGAUGGAGGAUGAUGGUGAUGGAGGAUGAUGGUGAUAGUGUUGGAGGAAGAUGGUGAUAGUGAUGGAGGAUGAUGGUGAUGGAGGAGGAUGUGAUGGAAGAGGAUGGUGAUGGAGGAUGAUGGUGAUAGUGAUGGAGUAUGGUAAUGGAGGAUGAUGGUGAUGGAGGAGGAUGGUGAUGGAGGAGGAUGGUGAUGGAGGAGGAUGGUGAUAGGGGAUGAUAGUGAUGGAGGAUGAUGGUGAUGGAGGAGUAUUGUGAUAGUGAUGGAGGAGUAUUGUGAUAGUGAUGGAGGAUUAUGGUGAUAGUGAUGGAGGAUGAUGGUGAAGGAGGACGAUGGUGAUGGAAGAGGAUAGUGAUGGAGGAGGAUUGUGAUAGUGAUGGAAGAGGAUGGUGAUGGAGGAGGAUUGUGAUAGUGAUGGAAGAGGAUGGUAAUGGAGGACGAUGGUGAUAGUGAUGGAGGACGAUGGUGAUGGAGGAUGAUGAUGAUAGUGAUGGAGGACGAUGGUGAUGGAAGAGGAUAGUGAUGGAGGAGGAUUGUGAUAGUGAUGGAGGAGGGUGGGGAUGGAGGAUUGUGAUAGUGAUGGAGGACGAUGGUGAUAGAAGACGAUGGUGAUGGAGGAGGAUGGUGAUGGAGGAGGAUGGUGAUGGAGGAUGAUGGUGAUGGAGGAUGAUGGUGAUGUAGGAGGAUGGUGAUGGAGGAUGAUUGUGAUAGUGAUGGAGGACGAUGGUGAUGAAAAAGGAUGGUGAUGGAGGAGGAUGGUGAUGGAGGAGGAUGGUGAUGGAGGAUGAUGGUGAUGGAGGAGGAUGGUGAUAGUGAUGGAGGAUGAUAGUGAUAGAGGAUGAUGGUGGAGGAGUAGGAUGGUGAUAGUGAUUGAAGAGGAUGGUGAUUGAAGAGGAUGGUGAUUGAAGAGGAUGGUGAUGGAGGAGGAUGGUGAUUGAUGGUGAUGGAGGAGGAUGGUGAUAGUGAAUGAGGAGGAUGGUGGUAGUGAAUGAGGAGGAUGGUGAUGGAGGAGGAUGAUGGUAAUGGAGGGUGAUGGUAAUGAUCAUGAUGAUGAUGAUGGUAGGGGGAGGAUGGUGAUGGAAGAGGAUGAUGAUGGUGAUCAUGAUGAUGAUGGUAUUGAUUUCUCAUGAUGGUGAUGAUGAUGAUGAUGAUGGUAUUGGUUUCUCAUGAUGGUGAUGAUGAUAGUGAAAAUGAUGAUGAUGGUGAAGAUGAUGGUAUUGGUUUCUCAUGAUGAUGAUGAUAGUGAUGAUGAUGAUGAUGAUGGUGAAGAUGAUGGUAUUGAUUUCUCAUGAUGGUGAUGAUGUUGAGGAUGAUGAUGAUUGACACUCAUCUGUUGAUUUAUUUCCUUCAACCUUUGUUUUCUAUUGUCUUUCUAUUUCUAUUCUAUUGUUUUUUUCAACUCUGCCUAAAUCAUCAGAUGCUAGAGUGACAUCAUGCUCAUGUCACCUCUUUUCAAACAUGAAAUUGCUUCAGUUCAGUUAGCUGAGCUGUGAAUAGGGCUGUUGCUUUACAAGGAACUCAACAAAGACAUCACCAUCAAUUCAGCUAGCUAGCGCAAUACAGACGGCAGGCAGGCUAAUACCAGUGGGUGCACAGUGGAUAGGUAUACCCAGUGGGCAAAACUGGUUGAAAAUACGUAAUUUCAACCAGUUUUGCCCACUGGGUUACGUCAUUAGCUAGUUAGUAAAGUUCAGCUGUUCUCUGUCUACCUGGUUGAGAGAUCUUAUCUCAGUGGAUCUGUAUUUUCUUGUUGUUAGAUAAAGUACAGUACAGUAUGUCAUAUUUUUUACUUAGCUUAUUUUCCCAUCAGUCUUAAAUAAUAUAUAUUUUUUUGUUGUUAUUUUUAUUUAUUGUUUUUGCAAUCUACAUAUGCACAAUUAAUAUUCGGGCAUCUACGGUACUGGGUACUUGUUACAUUUGAUUUAAUACCCAAUCUGAUAUUACUGGUCAUUCAUGACAUGUUGUGUUGAACCUGUGGCUGUAAAUAUUCCACCUAUCUGAGAACUUUCCAUGCUGUUGCCAGGUAACCAGUAUUUGCCAGUAAGUAUGUGUCAUCAUCUUAAUCUGAUGUUUACAGUGUCACUUGAAGAGUAGAAAGAAAUAGGCUGCUGCUGUAGGAACAUUUUAUUUGAUUUAUUUAAGCUUUUGUUUCGAGAAGCAUAUCAAAUAAUGAUGUAAAAUAUUCUAAACUGAAGCUUACAGACAUAUAUGUAAGUAAGUCUUGGACAACUAGCUAGGCUUGGGCGUUCAAAGUAUUUCUGUUCUAAUAAAUAAAAUAAUAAUGUUCCUCCUGCCAUAUCACUUUUUAGAAUUUCAAAAUCUUUGUGAUACUAUAUGAAGGCAAUUCUUGCAUUAUUUCAACUUUGUCUGCUACAUUUGGCAUUACUCUGUAAAGCUAAGUACAUUUGUAAGAAAUAGAAAUUGGUAUUUAAAGAUAAAAAAGUUAUAUUUGAAACAUGUACAUGUAUUUUACAGAUUAGUUGCUUCUUUCAAUAAACUGUUUCUCUGGUUCAGGGUAA